This is a messenger RNA of Racocetra persica, 661 nucleotides long. Lineage: Eukaryota; Fungi; Glomeromycota; Glomeromycetes; Diversisporales; Gigasporaceae. The record is from the annotation of a GenBank genome assembly.
AUGUCACAUAAUUUGGAUAACGCUGAAGAAAUAUAUAAUUCUGUUGAGAUUAAAAGUAAAGGGAAAAAGGCAUUAAAGAAAACAGCAGAUUAUUUGUUUCAAAAAGCAAUUAAACAACUUUCAUCUGAAUUAUUUUAUGAGCAUAAGCAAAUAAGCGACGAAGAGGUGAAAAAGCAGCUCAAAGAUAAGUUGAAAAAUGACAAAGAUUGUGCUGAGCAAUUACAAUAUUUGAAAGAAAAGAGAUUUUUAUUCGAUAAGUUGUGGAAUAAAAAAUUUUAUUCAGAUGUCAGUAUUGAGGACUCCAAGAAAGUUUAUGAAGAAUUAUACAAUCCAAGCGAUCCAAAUAACCCAAAUUCAGAUACUUUUCUUGCUUUAAUCAUCAAAUAUGCUUUUAUAUCUGAAGAUGAACAUACCUAUGCUAAUACUAUUUGGACACAGACUGUUCUUGAACUUAUUUUUAAUGAAAAUUAUCUUUUGGCAAAACUUGACUCUGACAUUAAUAAAAAAGAUGCUUGCGUCUCUUCUGCAAACUCACAAGUUGAAUCUUUAGAUUUGAUAGAUAUUAAUGAUCAUUACGAAAACUUGUCUAACUUCGACUCUGAAAGCCAUCUAAGCGAUAAUAGUAUUGAAGACAAUGAUAGUAAUGAUAAUUAUAAUCCUG